CAUUUAAGGAACCAGUGUCUCCUGGUGGCCCCACUAUUGGGGCAAAGGAAGAAGGAGACUGGCCAGUUUACAGCACAGGCACUAACUGCGCCUCCAAAGCCGUGGACACAGCAUUUGAGGAUUAGGAGGGACUGGUCACGCAAAGGUGAGUGCCCACGCCUGCUGUCACCAUGACGACCAUUCAUAAGGAGAUGGUACAGGAGCAUGUGUCCAUGGAAUUCUCCAGCUCCACUACCCAUGUGCAGACCUUCUCUCAGACAACCAAGAUCACGGGAGAGGAAGUCAUGACAACGAAGUCCUCAAGCACUGUAGAGUUCUUCAGUUUGGUGACUCGAAGUUCCAACGUCCCUGCGGGCGAGAGCGUCCCUGAGUUCGUGGAGAAGCCUCACCCAGUCACUUCACCUGAGGGGGAUAAAGCUGUGUUCCGAGCCCAGGUGAAGGGGAACCCCAAACCCAACAUCUCCUGGAAGAGGGAAAGUGGCAUCCCCAUCAAAGAGUCUGCCAAGAUGUUCUACGACAGCAUUAACAAGGAGCACGUGCUAAAGCUGGAGCCACUGACGUUGGAUGACUCUGACAACUACAAGUGCAUUGCAAGCAAUGACCACGCAGAUGCCAUCUACACCGUGUCCUUGCUGGUGACAGAGGGUCAAGACAAACUGGAUUUCAAAAAGAUGUUGAAGAAGAGGGGUGCCCCUCCUCCCAAGAAGAAGCAGAAGAAGGUGACAGAUGAGAAAGAGAUGCUGGAGAUUUUGUCCAAGGUGCCCAAGAAGGACUUUGAAAAGGUCUGCAUAGAGUAUGGUUUCACUGACUUCCGGGGGCUGCUCAAGAAGCUCAAAGGGAUGAAGAAAGUAGAGGUGGAGACCAUUCGGAUUCUGAAGCCCCUGGAAGAUAUAAAGACCAAGGUUGACGCCACCGUGUGCUUUGAAUGCAUUAUGGAGCUGAAGGACCCCAAUAUCAAGAUGACAUGGGUCAAGGGUAAUGAACCACUGAGGAUCCAGUACUCCCUGGGGAAGUAUGAUGUGAAGCAGAUGGGCACCAAGUACAUGCUGGUCAUCACCAAUGUGAACAUGAAUGAUGCAGGCACCUACAGCCUGUCCGUGGGUGACAAACGGAUGAAUGCUGAACUCAUAGUGCUGGAUGAGCCACUGAAGUUCUUGGGAGAGAUGAAGCCGGUGAAGGUGACAGAGCGCCAGACAGCUGUGUUUGAGAUCCGCCUCUCCAAGAAAGUGCCCGACUUUGUGUGGAAGUUCAAUGGAAAGGAGCUGAAGAGGGAUGAAAAGUAUGAAAUCACAGUGUCCGAGGAUGGUCUGACCCACACACUUAAGAUUAAGGAUGCCAGACUCAGUGACAGCGGCGAGUUCUCUGCCGAAGUGGGAGACCUGGUACAGAAGGCCCAGCUCACUAUUGACCGCAUCCCCAUCAAGUUUGUGAGCACCCUCAAGAACGUACGUGUGAAAGAGAGGAGCCGAGCAUGCCUUGAGUGUGAGCUGACAUCCAAAGAUGUGACACUGCGCUGGAAGAAGAACGGGCAGCUGCUGGAGCGUAGCACCAAGUACAGCAUGAGCCAUGAGGGCAAGAGAGCAGAGCUGAUCAUUGAGGAUGCACAGCUCAGUGAUGGUGGCGAGUACACCGUGGUGGCCAUGCAGGAUGGAGACCCCACUGAAUACUUCAGUACUGCCAUGGUCACCGUAGAAGAGCGUCUGGCCACGGUGAAGAGCGGGAUGUCCGACGUGCACGCGGCCACCGGGAGCCCGGCUGAGCUGUGCGUAGUACUGAACGACGAGAAGGUGGAGGGCGUGUGGCUGAAGGAUGGCAAGGAGAUCACGGACUUGCCCGGCGUGCAGAUCGUGAAGCAGGGUGCGGUGCACAAGCUCAUCUUUCCCAAUAUGGGCCCCGAGCACGAGGGCAAGUACACAUUCAGGGCAAAGGGCGCAGAGAGCGAAGCCUCCGUGUUCAUUGCAGAUCCUCCUACCAUCGACCCGUCGGUACUUGAAGCGCUGGCCGCGCACCCCGUGACAGUGAAGGUGGGCCACACGGCAAACAUCAAGGUGCCCUUCCGGGCAAAGCCGCUGCCCAAAGUGACGUGGUACAAAGACGGCGUGGAGGUGACGGAGGAGGAACGUGUGUCUAUGGAGCGCAGAGAAGAUCAGGCGCUGCUCUCCAUUUCCAACUGCGUGCGCGAGGACAGUGGCCUUGUCCUGCUCAAACUCAAGAAUGACCACGGCUCAGCCACGGCCACUGUGCACCUCAACGUGCUGGACCGUCCCAAGCCUCCCCAGGGCCGAGUGGAGUUCCUGGAGCUCUCCGGUAAUUGUGUGCACAUGAAAUGGAAGGCCCCAAAAGACAACGGUGGGCGGCCUGUGACUCAGUUCAUAGUGGAACGGAGGGCAGUCGGCAAGAAGUCUUGGGUUAAAGUAGGCGAAGUGGACAGCAAAGUCACCAAGUUCUCCACCAACAAAGUGGAGGAGGGAAAAGCCUACCAGUUUCGUAUCCUGGCGGUCAAUUCAGAAGGAGUGAGCGACCCGCUGGAGACAGAUGAAGUGUUUGCAGGAAAUCCUAUUGAGCCCCCUGGUCUUGCCUCCCAGCCUCAAGUGACUGAUGUGACCAAAGAGGCUGUGACCAUCACAUGGAAUGCCCCCACCCAGGAUGGGGGAGCCCCAGUGCUUGGCUACAUUGUGGAGAGGAGGAAGAAAGGCAGUAACCUGUGGGUGCCCUUCAACAAGGACCCCAUCCAGGGCACCAAGUGCACAGUGGAUGGUCUGCUGGAGGAUACAGAAUAUGAAUUCCGAGUUAUAGCUGUGAAUAAGGCAGGCCCUGGACAUCCCAGUAUGCCAUCCAACUCAGUGGUGGCCAAAGACCCUGUCAAACCCCCAGGCCUGGUGCAGGGCUUGCACGUGUCUGAUUCCUCCAACUCCAGCAUCUCCCUGGCCUGGCGGGAGCCUGCAGAGGGAGACCCACCCUCUGGCUACAUCCUUGAGAUGCGGGCUGAAGACACCAAGGAGUGGUCCAAGUGCACAAAGAUCCCCAUCUCAGGCACCUGCUACACGGUGGGAGGCCUCACUGAGAGGCAGAAAUACUUCUUCCGAAUCCGGGCUGUGAACGAGGCUGGGGUUGGGGAGCCUGUGGAGCUGGAUGAUGGGGUCCGUGCCAUGCCACCACCAGCUGCCCCCAAGUUUGACCUCAGUGCCCGGCUGAAGAGUCACAUGGUGGUUCGUGCUGGGACAGCCCUCUGCAUCCAUGCCGCCUUCUACGGCUCACCACCACCCAGCGUGAUCUGGCAGAAAGAUGGCAUUCCCACCAAGGGCAGGGAAGCCAUCACCAAAGGCAAAAACCACUCCCAGUUCCUCAUCAAUAGCACCAAGCGCUCCGACUCCGGGGUGUACCGCAUCUUGCUGCAGAAUGAGUUUGGAGAGGCGCACUAUGACAUCCAUGUGCGAGUGGCAGAUAUACCGCGGCCACCCACAAACCUACAGCUGUUUGAGGAGGUCCCCAACACGGUAACUCUGACCUGGAACCACAGCCCUGACGUGCAGGAGGAUGGCGAGGCCCACUACGUCAUCUUGAAACGGGAUGCCAGCACCGCCACCUGGUUCACAGCAGCAGAACGCGUCUUCAGCAACAAGUACACGGUUACCGGCUUGCUCCCUGGCAGGAAGUACUACUUCCGAGUGCUGGCCCGGAACGAAAUUGGUGACAGCGAUCCACUCGACUCCAAGGAUACUUGGCUCGUCAACAAGGACAAGAUUGAGGACCUGAGCUCCAAGCUGAAGCCAUACAAGCAGAAGGACUGGCGCCACGCGCCUCGCUUCCUGACCCCGCUCAAGCCACACACGGUGCUGCGCGGCCAGGACUGCACCAUGACCUGUGCCUUCCUUGGGAACCCGCGGCCCACUGUGACCCUCUACAAGGGCGAGGUCAACAUCACAGCUAACUCCAAGUUCUGGUACAACUCCACCAGUGGUGUAUGCACAAUUGUCAUCCCCACCUGCACACUCAAAGACAGCGGCGAGUACAGCGUGCUGGUGGAGAAUGAGCUGGGCAAGGACCGCAGCAGCUGCACGCUCACAGUCUAUGGUGAGGGUGCCAUGGGAUGGGGGCAGGAGGCAGGGUGCAUCCCAUGUGGGGCAGAGGCACAAAAUGGCGGUCUUGUGGGCUGUUGACUCUCUUUGCAUGGCUGGCAACUUUUUAAAUAUAAUCUGCCAUCAGGUGGUGUAAACAUUGGUCAUAGGUGGGAUCACUCUCCAUCCUCAAUGUCAUUUGUUAUGUGCCUGGCCCCUGCAGAUGUGGAGGUUUGCAAACCCUUGGCAGACUGUGGUUUGCAACCCUUGGUGGGCCUAGACUUGCCUUGAAAAAGAUACUGGUGAUCAGGCCUAAACCACACUCACCAAUCACAAUCUCUGUGGCGGGGUCCUGGAAGGAAUGUUUAUGUUUACAAAUUUCGCAAGUGAUUCAGGAUUGAAAACUACUGGUCUAGGGCAGAUGGGAGGCACAAAUGCUGGGAGGACUGAAGGGAACCUAGUGGAGGCCCUCCCUCUGCACAUUUGUGUCACGUUUCUGCUCAUGUGUACACAUGGAGGGGAAACAUUUUAUUCCUUCCUACACUGUGUACUGUCUUCAUACCUACACAGCCAGUAGCAUAAACUCUCAGUGCAGAGCUGACCUAGCUUGCUCCCUCUUGCUUAAACUCACUCCUAGCUCUCCCAUGAUCCUCCUGAUAAAAUCCCAACUAACAAGGCCCCUCCCCCACCCCAUCUCCCUCUGCCACUCCCUGAAUUCUCUGUGGCAUUCCAUCAGUGUCCAUCGUCACCGGGGUUAUAGACAUUUUUAAUCGCGUUGUAGGUACCUUUCCUUGGGGAAAAGACCAUGUCCUGUUGCUCAGUCUCUCAGGCACUCAGCUAAGUGUCUGGCACUGAGGUGACGCCUUCAGCGUGGCUGCUAAAUUGUGUGACAAAACUAGGCCAGGGAAGGCAGUGUGGGAGACAACCAGCUUUCUGUUGGUAGCAGGAGCCAGCCCUGACAACUUAAUUCUGCUUGUAAGCACAUGGGCCCAGGGUCCUGGCUCCACCGUUGACCAGCUGUGUGACCUUGGCAAGCCACUCUAAGCCUGUUUUCUCCUCUACUUCUUAGGGCUGUUGUGAGGCUUAAAUGAGAUAGUGCAUGAAAGUGCCUGGCACAAUGCCUGGCAAAUAUUAAAUGCUCAAUAACUGGCAGCUCUUGGCCCCACACCCUCACCUGAUCUUGGGAGACUGGGACUGGGGCCCACUCCCAGCCCCAGGGGGAGGAUCGGGGGUCCCAGGCAGAGUCUAGUCCCUGGUUCCUGCAUAGUAACUACAAGUCCAGCGGUAUGGAGUUACCCUUGCUCCUAGCAUCAUUAACACUAAUACUUGUUU
Molecule: messenger RNA, 5390 nt
Organism: Hipposideros armiger (great roundleaf bat)
Lineage: Eukaryota; Metazoa; Chordata; Mammalia; Chiroptera; Hipposideridae
Gene: IGSF22
Product: immunoglobulin superfamily member 22
Exons: 22
Coding region: 171-4160 (1329 amino acids)
Biological process (GO): sarcomere organization
Cellular component (GO): M band
Molecular function (GO): protein binding
Source: RefSeq, a predicted model, not a curated record